Messenger RNA from Dothidotthia symphoricarpi CBS 119687, 990 nucleotides. Its product is annotated as serine/threonine-protein phosphatase PP2A catalytic subunit. The record is from RefSeq and is a predicted model, not a curated record. The transcript is spliced from 6 exons. Gene Ontology annotation, biological process: mitotic cell cycle; peptidyl-serine dephosphorylation. The coding region runs from base 1 to 990 and encodes 329 amino acids. NCBI's taxonomy places the organism in Eukaryota, Fungi, Ascomycota, Dothideomycetes, Pleosporales, Dothidotthiaceae. Gene Ontology annotation, cellular component: cytosol. Gene Ontology annotation, molecular function: protein serine/threonine phosphatase activity.
AUGGAUACGAACAUGGAGGACGUGAAGAUGCCCGAGCCCAUGCAGCUGUCGUCUGCCCCGACCUCCGAGCCUACGACGAUCCCCACGCUGGACGGCUGGAUCGAGAGCCUCAUGAGCUGCAAGCAGCUGGUAGAGAGCGACGUGCAGAGGCUGUGCGAGAAGGCCCGCGAGGUGCUGCAGGACGAGUCGAACGUGCAGCCAGUGAAAUGCCCCGUCACUGUCUGUGGUGAUAUUCACGGCCAGUUCCACGAUUUGAUGGAAUUGUUCAAGAUUGGCGGUCCUAACCCCGACACGAACUACCUCUUCAUGGGUGACUAUGUCGAUCGAGGUUAUUUCUCCGUCGAAACUGUAACUCUCCUCGUCGCACUCAAGAUCCGCUACCCCCAACGCAUCACCAUUCUUCGCGGCAACCACGAGUCUCGACAGAUUACCCAGGUCUACGGCUUCUACGACGAGUGCCUGCGAAAGUACGGCAACGCCAACGUCUGGAAGUACUUCACAGAUCUGUUCGACUACCUCCCGCUCACUGCUCUGAUCGACAAUCAGAUCUUCUGUCUCCACGGCGGUUUGUCUCCUAGCAUCGACACGCUCGAUAACAUCAGGGCGCUUGAUCGUAUACAAGAGGUACCGCACGAAGGUCCCAUGUGCGACCUGCUUUGGUCCGACCCAGAUGACAGGUGUGGUUGGGGAAUAUCUCCCCGUGGUGCCGGAUACACUUUUGGACAGGACAUCUCGGAGGCGUUCAAUCACAACAACGGCCUGACUCUCGUGGCCAGAGCCCACCAGCUUGUCAUGGAGGGUUACAACUGGUCGCAGGAUAGGAAUGUUGUCACAAUAUUCUCAGCACCAAACUACUGUUACAGAUGUGGUAACCAAGCCGCAAUCAUGGAGAUCGAUGAGCAUCUCAAGUACACCUUCCUGCAAUUCGACCCCUGCCCGCGAGCUGGAGAACCCAUGGUAUCACGCAGGACUCCGGAUUACUUCCUUUAG